Molecule: messenger RNA, 751 nt
Organism: Trichoderma atroviride IMI 206040
Lineage: Eukaryota; Fungi; Ascomycota; Sordariomycetes; Hypocreales; Hypocreaceae
Source: RefSeq, a predicted model, not a curated record
CACCGCCGUCCAGCAGCCGCGCUUUGACUGGUCCUGGAUCGUCCACAGGCCACCGGGCCACUGUUUCGACAGCCUGACGCCUGCAUUCACUCGCUGGCGGUGCAGCAUGUGGCGUGCAGCGUGCGGGCUCCGUGGAUGCUUCUCUCUGCCGCCUUGAAACGUGCUCGCGCUCGAUGGAAUGAACAGGACUGCAGCAUGGAUGCCGCCGAGGAGGAGCGCAAUCGAGGACCAGCCAGCUUGAUGCCGUUUCUGAGACGCGCCUGGGUGACACUUUGGGCAUGCCACAGUCAUCCGAUGUGCGCCUAUUCGUGCGUCUUGUAUCGUAAUCCGCCCGGGAGCGUUUCUCAUAUCCUGACGUGACUGACUCCAUAUCCGGCCUUCUUGCUCUACCCAGUUUUUUCUCUCUUCUUCUCCCAAUCCAAUUCUCUACUCUUGCUUGCAUCUUUCUUCUUCUCGAUUUGCUUGUUUAUGAUUGAUACGUUCUUUAGCACACUAAUCCAUCACUCGGCACUUGUUUCCUAUUGCUUGGUGUAUGUGCGUCACUUGCCUUGACAGCACACACACACGGUUCAUUCUUUGAUCAAACACACACAAUACACACAGCUCAGCUCGCCUUUCUUUCAUACCCCCUCUCAUAUUCUAAUAUUGCUUCUUGCCCUUUCCUUCCUUUCUUCUACACAAGAUUCUGUUCAACAGCUUGGGCGACUGCUUGGUCAGCCAACAGUUGUGCUGCUACCAGGAAUUCUAUUUU